CCGGUGGCAGUACCACAGCUAGCUAUCUCAUCACCAUAUCGACUACGCAGUCCAUUGGCUAGGAAGCAAUGGCUCCCUGCGUGAUGGCUUCGUCGGCCACCUCGGUUGCUCCCUUCCAAGGGCUCAAGUCCACAGCUGGACUCCCAGCGAGCCGCCGCUCCAGCAGCUCCGGCUUUGGCAACGUCAGCAACGGUGGAAGGAUCAAGUGCAUGCAGGUGUGGCCGAUUGAGGGCAUCAAGAAGUUCGAGACCCUGUCCUACCUGCCGCCGCUCACCACGGAGGACCUCCUGAAGCAGAUCGAGUACCUCAUCCGGUCGAAGUGGAUCCCCUGUCUCGAAUUUAGCAAGGUCGGGUUCGUUUACCGUGAGAAUGCUAGAUCCCCAGGGUACUACGACGGCCGCUAUUGGACCAUGUGGAAGCUGCCCAUGUUUGGCUGCACCGACGCCACCCAGGUGCUCAAAGAGCUCGAGGAGGCCAAGAAGGCCUACCCCGACGCAUUCGUCCGCAUCAUCGGCUUCGACAACGUCAGGCAGGUGCAAUGUAUCAGUUUCAUCGCCUACAAGCCACCAGGUUGUGAGGAGUCUGGCGGCGCCUAAGCACAGCUAGGCUCACUCCUGCAUCAGCGACCAUGAAGUGUAACUUUGACGUUUGCUUUGGGUCACCAUGAUCUCCAUUUCCUUUUCUUUUUUUUGAUGUUCAAUGGUCUGCUCGUGUAUGCGAUCUCUCUCUCUGGCCCAAGAUUUACUGUGAGGUAUACUGCUACUACAUGGAUACUAAUAAGCAUAUCUGCCUGACUGCC
This is a messenger RNA of Phragmites australis (common reed), 799 nucleotides long. Its product is annotated as ribulose bisphosphate carboxylase small subunit, chloroplastic 2-like. The coding region runs from base 69 to 596 and encodes 175 amino acids. The transcript has 2 exons. Lineage: Eukaryota; Viridiplantae; Streptophyta; Magnoliopsida; Poales; Poaceae. The record is from RefSeq and is a predicted model, not a curated record.